AAUGCUCUAGAAUAUUACAGCAGCUUCGCGUUUGUUCUGCUGUGUGUAUUAAAGCGCGUGUCCUGCUGCUGGCGCUCUUUUAGGCUGUCAGGACAGUACAGAACAUUUAAUAGCAACAAUUAAUCACACUCAUGUAAAUAUAAACACCGGGUCUUUGCUGGACGCGUCCGCAAGAGCAUUACAUUAAAAUAUCAACAGGUGUGUGAAGAAGCUGUGGGACGAGAGCGGGCACUCGGGCCCGUCGUGAUGUUAUGUUGGGGAAACGCCUCCUUCGGGCAGCUGGGUUUAGGAGGUAUCGAUGAGGAGGUGCUGCUGGAGCCCCGAAGAUGUGAGUUUUUCGAGGGUAAGCGCGUGCGGGACGUGGGCUGCGGGAGACGCCACACUGUCUUCCUGCUAGAGGAUGGGACGGUUUACACCUGCGGCUGCAAUGACCUGGGGCAGCUGGGGCAUGAGAAAGCCCGCAAGAAACCAGAGCAGGUGGUGUCUCUGGAUGCGCAGAACAUUGUGGCGGUGUCGUGUGGAGAAGCUCAUACUCUUGCUCUGAAUGAUAAAGGACAAGUGUUUGCGUGGGGUUUGGGAUCAGAUGGACAGCUCGGACUUUCCAUUGUAGAAGACUGUCUGCGUGUGCCCAGAACUGUCAAGAGCUUGUCAGAGGUUCACAUUACCCAGGUGGCCUGUGGAUACUGGCAUUCCCUUGCUUUAGCCCGAGGAGGCGAGAUAUUCUCCUGGGGCCAGAAUAAGUAUGGUCAGCUGGGUCUGGGGCAGCAGGGAGCCUGUGUCUGCUCUCCACAGGUCAUCCAGUCUCUGCAGGGCAUCCCGUUCGGGCAGAUUUCCGCCGGUGGAGCUCACAGCUUUGGCCUCACGCUCUCUGGGGCCAUUUUCGGAUGGGGGCGGAACAAGUUCGGCCAGCUGGGCCUCGGAGACAAUGAUGAUCGCCGUUUCCCAGUCUUGCUGAAGACUCUCAGGUCUCAACAGGUUGUUUACAUCUGCUGUGGAGAGGACCACACGGCAGCGCUAACAAAGGAGGGCGGUGUAUUUACUUUUGGAGCUGGUGGAUAUGGUCAGCUGGGACACAACUCCACAAACCAUGAGGUCAACCCCAGAAAGGUGUUUGAGCUCAUGGGGAGCGUGGUUUCACAGAUUGCAUGUGGUCGGCAGCACACUCUGGCGUUCAUCCCUUCAUCAGGAAAGAUAGAUUCGUUCGGUCUCGGGGGAAACGGUCAGCUGGGAACGCGCUCCACCUGCAACCGCAUCAGUCCCACACCGGUGAAGGGCUGCUGGAGAGCCCACGCUGACCCUGUUGCCAUGGAUCAUAGCGAGGCGGAGCGGAGUUACUGUGUGAAGAGGAUUUAUGCUGGAGGAGACCAGAGUUUCGCUCACUACGCUUUAUCAGAGGAUGACGGUCCCCCACUGGAUGUGAGGAUAACCAGACCUGCUGGACAGAUCUACACACUCAGCACUGAACUCAUCCAGAAGUGGCUCAAUCACGGCCUUGGCAGGAUACCAGCAGAAAUCACAGAUGAGAUUGAUCUUGUGUUUUCUUCUGCGAGUUGUCUCAAUGGAAGCUUUCUGUCUUCAAGUAAUCCAGAUCACUACAGCACGAGCAGUAAGUGCUCAGGUGUGGACAUUAACACGGCUCGUCUGCUCUUCCACAAACUCAUCCAAACCGAUCACCCACAAAUCUCACAAAUCAUCGCUGCUAGUUUGGAGAAGAAUCUCCUUCCCAAAUUGAGCAGUUCUCCUCCAGACAUCGAGGCUCUGAGACUGUACCUGACCCUGCCUGAGUGUCCACUUCUCUGCAACCCGAACAACUUCACUACGUUAACUAUUCCCUUCGCCAAAGCCAUCGUCAGCCUGAAAGAUGCUCCUAUCAAAGUGCUCGGGAACUGGUGGUCCCGGUUUGAGCCGGUGGUUUUCCAGAGGCUGGUGGAGCUCUAUAAGGAGGUGGUGGUGUAUCUGUUGCGCAUGCAGAAACUGGGCAUUCCUCUUUCUGAACAGAGGAUCUUCACCUGCUUUUUAGACACUUCACUUAAACUGCUGGAGAUCCUGCACUCGGUCAAUGAGCGUGCCGGACAGAUCAUCCAGUAUGAUAAAUUCUACAUCCAUGAGCUAGACGAGCUGAUCGACAUCAGGAAUGAUUAUGCGACCUGGUUUCAGCAGCAGAUGUUCUCUGUGGUCAUGGACUCUCAGGUCACCCUCUGCAAAUACCCGUUUGUGUUUGACGCUCAGGCGAAGACGGCUCUGCUGCAGACUGAUGCUGUGAUCCAGAUGCAGAUGGCGGUGGAUCAGGCGCAGAGACAGAACUUCACCUCAUUAUUUCUGUCCGGCGGAGGCGUGGAGUCAGUGAACCCCUGCCUCAUCCUCAUCGUACGCAGAGAAAACGUGGUCGGAGACUCCAUGGAGGUGCUGAGGAAGUCCAAAAACGUAGACUACAAGAAGCCACUCAAGGUGAUCUUUGUUGGCGAGGAGGCUGUGGACGCUGGUGGUGUGAGGAAAGAGUUUUUCCUGCUCAUCAUGAAAGAGCUUCUGCACCCGAAAUAUGGCAUGUUUAGAUUCCACGAGGAGUCCAGGCUUAUCUGGUUUGCUUGCAAGACGUUUGAAGAUAUCGACCUGUUUCACCUGAUCGGUGUUGUCUGUGGAUUGGCCAUCUAUAAUCUCACUAUAGUGGAGCUGAAUUUCCCGCUAGCGCUGUACAAGAAACUGCUGAAGAAAACACCAACACUAGAGGACCUGAAGGAGCUCAUGCCUGAUGUGGGAAGGAGUCUUCAGCAGCUGCUGGAUUAUACUGAAGAUGAUUUGGAGGAAACCUUCUGCCUGAAUUUCACAAUCACAGAAGAUAAUUUUGGAGCCACAGAGGUAGUGGAACUGAUCCCCAACGGGACCGACAUCAGCGUCAACAAAUCCAACAGGCAGGAGUUUGUCAACGCUUAUGUGGAUUAUAUAUUCAACAAGUCUGUGGCUCCUCAGUUCAGUGCUUUCUAUGCUGGAUUUCACAAAGUGUGUGGAGGGAAAGUCCUGGAGCUUUUCCAGCCCAGUGAACUGCAGGCCAUGGUCAUCGGAAACACCAACUAUGACUGGAAGGAGCUGGAAAAGAGCACCGAGUAUAAGGGCGAGUACUGGGCUGAUCAUCCCACCAUCAAGAUAUUCUGGGAGGUUUUUCACGAGCUGCCUUUGGAGAAGAAGAAACAGUUCCUGUUGUUCCUGACAGGCAGUGAUCGUAUCCCCAUUCUGGGCAUGAAGAGUCUGGCUCUGGUGAUUCAGCCGACCGCAGGAGGAGAGCAGUAUUUCCCAGUGGCACACACAUGCUUUAACCUGCUGGAUCUGCCCAAAUACACCAGCAAAAACACAAUGCAGGAGAAGCUGCUGCACGCCAUUGAACACAACCAGGGCUUUAACCUGGUCUGAUGAGCUGAGGUAAAACACACAGCAUUUACUGAGACGCUGCUGCUGCUGCUGCUUUAAAACAUUAGCACAUCUGCAUCUGAAUAAUCCUCACAGCUGAAAUAAAGAAACUAAAGUCCCAGAGGGGCUCAAACAUCUUA
This is a messenger RNA of Danio rerio (zebrafish), 3542 nucleotides long. Lineage: Eukaryota; Metazoa; Chordata; Actinopteri; Cypriniformes; Danionidae. The record is from RefSeq and is a predicted model, not a curated record.